Entelurus aequoreus (snake pipefish) is the source of this 2244-nucleotide messenger RNA. It is a transcript of the gene proca, whose product is annotated as protein C (inactivator of coagulation factors Va and VIIIa), a. NCBI's taxonomy places the organism in Eukaryota, Metazoa, Chordata, Actinopteri, Syngnathiformes, Syngnathidae. The transcript is spliced from 9 exons. The coding region runs from base 869 to 2188 and encodes 439 amino acids. The record is from RefSeq and is a predicted model, not a curated record. Gene Ontology annotation, cellular component: extracellular region. Gene Ontology annotation, molecular function: serine-type endopeptidase activity; calcium ion binding. Gene Ontology annotation, biological process: blood coagulation; proteolysis.
AUACAUACAGAUGGAAAGUGAGCAUCAUGAUGAAGUAGCCAAAGAAAGGUAUCACUGCUGCCUUGGACAGCUUGUGCAUGUUGAGAAGAAUAAAAAUUCAAGUAGUGCAGCAGCCACUGGCUUCGAUUAAGUCAUAAGCCCUGCCCACAACAGCCUCCAUCUCACCUGCUGCUAUGGGGGAGGCAUUCACAUGCGACAUGACCUAAUUCAACAACAGUGGACUUUUUUAGUACCCACUAAAAAUGGACAAGAACUGAUUGUUUUUUACGCUGUUGAGGUGCUUUGGGGGACAUGUUUUCUCCCCUUGGAUUCUGCACACCAGUGGGGUUGUCUGCCCACCUUUUCUCCUGCAAACACAUGAUGACUUGUGGUUGGCCAUAAGUGUUUAAAAAGCCGACCCCGAGCCAGACCCUAAAUUGCUGGUGUCCACUAACCAACUUUUAUAUUGAUGAGUCCAAACACUAAGGUAAAGCGAGCCAAGGAGAACGAGAAAAUGACACAAAAGAUGAACAGUUCCCUUGCUUUCCACAGCCCUGACAUCCUGUUUGCUCCAAACAAGGUGGGUCACGUGACACCUGACAGGUUCCCUUUGUCUUCAAUUCUCUCCACGUUUAAAAGGUAGCGCCGCCUGCUGCGUCACCCCGGUGACACAUUUGGCUGUUUUGGCGGGGGCCGGGAGGUGGUUUGUGUUGACAGUCCGGGGCUGCAGACUGUGGACUUUCAGUAAACACUAGUUAGUCAUUGACGCAGGAAACACAACCAAGCAUCUUCAUCAACGCCAUCAAGCAAGUCGUUCGUUGUCUUGUACGUCUCGCAACCUACGGGCUUCAUCGAGGUCUCUUUCUGAAGGGGUGAAAAAGGCAUUGACAUGUGUCGCCUCGCCUUCUGCGUGUGCGUCGCGGUCGCCAUGUGGGCGGAGUCUACACUAAGUCGGUCAGUCUUUUCAGACCAUCCGAAGGCGCAUAUGUUGUUGCGGUCUCGCCGCGCCAACUCCUUCUUGGAGGAGCUGAAGCCUCCUUCGAUGGAGCGCGAGUGUGUUGAGGAGACCUGUAACUUUGAGGAGGCCAUCGAGAUCUUCAAGACCAGAGAGGCCACACUGGAGUUUUGGACCAAGUACUCAGACGGGAACCAGUGUGAAACCCACAAGUGUGAGCACGGAACAUGCGUGGACAUGUUCAAAGACUAUGUCUGCCGCUGUAACCCCGGAUACGAGGGGAAGUACUGUGACUACCUUCAAACGGCGACAAACUGCAGUGUGAACAAUGGCGACUGUGACCAUGAGUGUUCCGAGAGCGGGGACGGCACUAACAGGAUGUGCAGCUGCGUGAUUGGCUACACGCUGCACGACGACGACAGGAAGUGCGUCCCUAAAGGAGCGAGGUCUUGCGGUCAGCUCCUGAUAGGCCGCUCAUCCUACUCCAAGCCCGUAGAUGGCCUCAUGCCCUGGAUGGUGGGUGGCGAGGUGGGCAAGAAGGGUGAGAGUCCUUGGCAGGUGCUAGUCCAGAACGCCAAAGGACGCUUUCAUUGCGGUGGCGUGCUCAUAGACGAGAGUUGGGUCCUGACGGCGGCGCACUGCCUUGACAACAAUCUGCGCCUGCGAGUGCGACUCGGCGACUACGAGCGUUUCCGCAAUGAGGGCACUGAGGUGACUUUGGCAGUCGUCGAGGCCUUCAAGCACCCCAACUAUGACAGCAUGACUGUGGACAACGACAUCGCCCUGCUGCGGCUGGAUAGCCCCGCCCCUUUCUCAGAGUACAUCCUGCCAGCGUGCUUGCCGAGUCGUCGGCUGGCCGAGAACGUGCUUCACCGCAACGGGACGGCCACUGUGGUGACGGGUUGGGGCAAGGAUAGCAUUGACAGCGCCCGCUUCAGCUCGGCGCUCAACGUCAUCCGAGUGCCGCUUGUCAGCCGCGACGUGUGCGCCGGUCUAAUGUCGCACAACAUUACCGACAAUGUGCUGUGCGGCGGCAUCCUCGGCCAGCGCAUCGACGCCUGCGAGGGCGACAGCGGCGGUCCCAUGGUGACGCUCCACGCUGACACUUGGUUCCUGGUGGGCUUGGUCUCGUGGGGUGAGGGCUGUGGCCGCGAGGACAAGCUGGGCAUCUACACCAAAGUGUCCAACUACAAUGAGUGGAUCAACACCGUGCGUGAAAACUGGGACAAAAGGGGACACCCUCCAGAACCCUGAUGUGCACGUGUGCACGCUCCUUCAAUAAACGGAUCAUUCACCUGUUUGCUUGCUUU